Linum trigynum is the source of this 4299-nucleotide messenger RNA. Lineage: Eukaryota; Viridiplantae; Streptophyta; Magnoliopsida; Malpighiales; Linaceae. The record is from the annotation of a GenBank genome assembly.
AAAUACACUCAUUUGGGUUGCCUGGAUAAUACAUUAUCGUGUUAAGCAGAACUCAAUUUGGGAUAUAAGGGCUUCGACUUCUGGUUCUUGGUAUGGAAACACAUUCUAAAAUGUCGUGAAGCAGCUACACCUCAUUGAGGCAGCGCGAGAAUAUUGUGCCAUGGUAUAAACUUGUUUGGAACAAGCUUAUUGUCCCUCGUCAUGGAUUUAUUCCAUGGCUUCUUAUAAAUGAUAGGAUGAAGUUGCAGCCUUGCAGGACAAUUGAUUGCGUGGGACUGGGGCAAGCUUCUAUCUGGCCUGUGUAUGCUCUGUCUAGGAGGCUAUGAAUCUUGUCUUCAUCUCUUUGUUGGGUGUGCAUAUAUCAGGUUUUCUUCUUUCUAUAAUUUUACAGGUUGCAAUUCCUCCAGAGUUGGGAGAUUGGCAGGCAGUAUUACAGUGGUGUGUUUUUUUGGUGGAGUGGCGAAUCAUUUUGUAGAAGCUUUGAAUCGGUUUGUCCUAAAGUGUGGUGAUCAGUCUAAUUUGUGGCAUGAACGUUGUUCCAUGAUGUAUGGCUCAAAGGGUGUGCGUGGAGUCCUUCCCGGCUUGUGCUUGAGAGGCGAAAUGGAUAGUUCGUGCUUUUCGUUGUCAACUAGGCUAGAGCUGCUGCAUUGUUACGAGUCUAGGGGUUUGGGGUAGUUUACACUUUGCUUCGAGUUUUUUUUACUCAUCUAUGUAGGAAGGCUUUUAUUGCACAAAACUUGUUUGUUUUUUUAGAAGCGCCCAUCGCAGUUUGUUAUUGAUUGUCAGUUCUUAAUGAAAUUUUGAUCUACCCAUAAAAAAUGAUAUAAAAUAAUUAAAAUAUAUUCAUUUGUCUAGUAUUUAAAUUUUAUACCUAACCCGAUUGUAUUUAUUUAAUAAAUAAAUGCCUCUAUCAGUUUAGAUAAACUAAAGUAUACAUGGAAGAAAGUGGACAGGCCAGCCGACCAUAAUAUUGACAAUCAUUUUGCUCGGGAAUAAUUAGUAUGUGCGCACGCCAAGUGUCCUAGUUCCAUCCACAAGUAUACCAACGUUAUUAUUUGGUUUGCUUUCUCUUUAGCUUCUCCUGUGGUUAUGAUUGGAUUGGCGGAGCAGAAAAACAUUAGAAUAAUUGAGCGUGGCGGCGGGCGGGGACGGGGACAGGUGGCGCAAAGGGAGUGGUUGAGCCGCGGGGGAGAAACAAAACAGUGACGAGGACUGAGGUGGGAUGGGCGGUGGUGGCUGAUAGCUCAGCUCGAAUAGACAGAGAGACGAAGCCCCAUUCCAUUUUGGUCGGUUCCUUUCUUUCUUUGUCUGUCCUCGUCUCAUCACAAACUAAACUAGCUAGCCGGCACACAAGUAGGGAUGGCAAAUUACCCACCCACGAGAGAAUUGACUUUGUCGACACCCGGGCUAACUAUGUAUUCUCUACUUGCUGCAUAUCACCAUAAAACUAGCAGUACUGUGAACUAGCUGGUGAACAUUGUUGUAGCUUUGUUGGUCCACUCUCCCAUUUUCUACGUGUCAUUUGAUGAUUAGUUCAACGACAUCCAAUCGCCGUGCAUUCGGAUUUGAGUUAUAGACAAGAAGAAAGUGCUUAAUCCGCGUCUAUUUUCCAACAAAACUUCCUUUGCUUUUAACUAAUUAACUUGUGAAUUCCUUACCUUUGGUCGCAAAAUUGAAUCCCGACAGACUGGAACUCGUAGUUUACCAUCAUGUGCCACUUUUUGUACAUGUAUAGACAAAAUAUUAUCACAAACAGAAUAUUAAGGGGACAGUAAACCUUUAUAUUCACUUUGUUUCUAUUUUAACUUCAAACUCUUUUUAUUUAAAUUUCGAUUCAUUUCUUUAGGUAUAACGUUAUUUUCGUAGUUUUUAGGCACUGAUUUCUAAAGCAGAACAGGAAAGGAAAAUUGAAGGAAUUCGAGUGAAGAGGACUGCUCCUCAUAUCACUCACCUACUUUUUGCUUAUGACAACAUACUGUUCACUAGGGCUACCGGAGUUCAAUGUGAGCAACUGAAAUCUAUUCUACAGGUUUAUGAAGCAGAAUCUGGACAACAGGUCAAUCUCCACAAGUCAGAGCUAUCCUUCAGUCCUAAUGUCAGACAAGGACUACGAAGGGAGUUAGCUGGGAAGCUUAAUAUGAGAAUGGUGGAUCACCAUCAAAAUAUCUGGGUCUGCCUACCAUCAUAAGCAGAUCGAAAAAACCGGUUUUUGGAUAUCUUGUGGAUAAAGUUAGAGCCAAAGUGAAACCUGGAAGGGGAAACUUCUUUCAGUGGCAGGGAAGGAGGUGCUCAUCAAAUCUGUUGCUCAAUCUCAACUGACAUAUGCAAUGUCAGUUUUUAAGCUCCCUACUAAUAUUUUGAAGGAAACAAAACGAGCCAUAGCUCAAUUCUGGUGGGGACAGCAGCAAGAAGAAGGCAGAACUCACUAGUUAAGCUGGAAGGAGCUUUGCAGACCAAAAAAACAAGGGGGAAUGGGUUUCAAAGACCUGCAGAGUUUCAAUCUUGCCAUGCUGGGUAAGCAACUGUGGAGACUAUCCCAAUUCCCUAAUUCCCUAGUGGCACGAGUAAUGAAGGCAAAAUAUUUUAAGGGUUGUGACCCUCUGGAGGCUGAACUAGGUAGGAACCCUAGUUGGGUGUGGCGUGGUUUAAUGGCUGCAAAGAACCUGGUGAAACAAGGUGCAAGGUGGAGAGUGGGAAAUGGGAUUAAAAUUGACAUCUGGCUGGACAAGUGGAUACCCUCAAGUACUACUUUCAAGGUGACUUCCCCAACAGUCAAUUGGGGAACAUCAACUUCUGUGGCUUAACUGAUCGACACUGACACUAGAAGCUGGCGUUCAGACCUAAUUCAAGCACAUUUUAAUCCCACAGACUGUUCUUAAAUCCUAAAAAUUUCUAUUCCAAGACAGCCUGCUGAGGAUAGAGGGAUUUGGGGACAAGCAAGAACGGGGGAGUACACUGUAAAGUCGGCGUACAAAUUAUAGGAAGAAAGAAAUGUGAAUGAGGAGGGCGAGCCCUAUUCGCCAGUCAAUUGGAAGAAGGUUUGGAAUCUACAGAUUUCCCCUAAGGUAAAGAUAUUUUCUUCGAAAUGGUUGCGGAAUAUACUACCUACAAGAUUUCGAAUUCUAAAACGCACCCAACAAGGAAGUGAUGACUGCCCUUUCUGUGGCCUAGAAGAAACCCAAGAACAUAUUCUUCGGGACUGUGCAUGGGCUCGCAGGGUUUGGAGAUACAGCACAAUGGACUCGUUGGUUGGGAGGGGCGAAAAUCUUACCUCAGAAGAAUGGUUUUGUGAACUGCAGGAAACGGAGUCAGAGGAUCAGCUUGGGUCCCUUCUGGUGGCUCUCUGGUACCUCUGGGAUCAGCGAAACUGCCAUUUGUGGAAUAAAAAUAAAUUAGAAGAAUGGGAGAUCUUACCCAGAGCCAGUGAAUGGUUGCAUGAUUACCUGACAAAGCAGAUGAAGUCCCAAUCGGAGCCGAGGGAGGAGGAACAGCGAUGGAAACAUCCGACGGCAGGGUCGGUGAAGCUUAAUGUUGAUGCGGCUUGUUUCGAUGGACAAGGAACGAGAUGGGGAGUGGUGGCUAGGGAUCAGAAUGGCCAAUUUCUGUUCGGUGCAGUUAAAAGAUCCCAGACUCAGUGGAACCCAGAAGAAGCAGAGGUGCUAGCGGUGGAUUUCGGUCUGGAAAUGGCGAGGAGGAUAGGAAUGGGGGAAGUGGAAAUGGAAUCAGAUUGUCAGGGCAUCAUCCAGCAGCUACGCCGAGAAGAGAGAAGGGAAACCGAGGUUGGGCUGAUGUGCGAGGAAAUCCGGAUCAAAGCCCUGGCCUUGGUCCGGGUUUGUUGGAGCUGGGUGGGCCGAAAUAAAAACAAGUCGGCCCAUAAGAUGGCCCAUCUUGAGUGUAAUUGGGAUAGUGAAGAGGUUUGGGAUAACAACCCACCGCAAAUACUUGUACCUCUCCUUAGAGAGGAUGCUACUGAAAACUUUGCUCCUAUUGAUUAAUAAAUAAUUACAGUUUUCCCUUAAAAAAAAGAGCAAAGAGGAUAUUGUUCCUCCAUCCCAUAUAAACAGUGUAUCUGGCAUUCUGGCUGGCUAACAGCCCAUGUAUGCUAAGUAAGUAGCUAUAAUUAUUCUUACCGAUGACAUGAGUUUGAUCCUAUUCCUUGGCAAGUGACCUGACCAACACCCACAUGGCACACAGAGAGAGGGAAUCUGAAGAUAAUCCUCCCCACUUCUUCACUGAUCUGCAUCCCAGCAAUCAAGAAACCAACAACCACACAACCAAAAACAAAAUUAGCAUGCAUGC